Molecule: messenger RNA, 1119 nt
Organism: Entrophospora sp. SA101
Lineage: Eukaryota; Fungi; Glomeromycota; Glomeromycetes; Entrophosporales; Entrophosporaceae
Source: the annotation of a GenBank genome assembly
AUGAAUUGGGUCAAUUUAAUUGAUAAUGAUGGUUGGAUUGCUAGAGAACAAAUAUUAGGUGAAGAAGCACGUAGUAAGGUACCACCAGAAUUUCAAAUACAAUAUCCAUAUUAUGCAAAUCCUCCUACACUAUACAUGUCAAUAAUAUCUUUUAUUGACAGAUUAGAAAAUUUUGAAAAUCAAACUUAUUUAAAUGUUCAAGAAAUUCUUUUACAACAACAAGAUAUUAUAUUAGAUAACUUAUCCGCCACUACAAAUCCAGAAUUAUUACGAAUACAACAUUUAAUCAAUCCAGAGUUGGGUGAUAAAUAUUUAAAACAGAUUUAUGAAAAAUUAAAAUUGAAUUAUGAAUGGUUUAGAAGAACUCAACGGGGUGAAAUUAAAGAAUGGGGUCGUAAAGCUAGUAAUAAUAGAGAGGCUUAUAGAUGGAGAGGUAGAACACCUGGUCAUACAUUAACCUCUGGACUUGAUGAUUAUCCAAGGCCAAGCCCACCACAUCCAUCAGAAUUACAUGUAGAUUUGAUGUGCUGGGUAGGACUUAUGUCAAGAACUUUAUCAAUAAUUUCUAAAAGAUUAAAUGAGGAAGAUGAUUUUGAAGAUUUUACUAACGAUUUUAAAAAAAUUUCACAAAAUUUACAUGAUCUGCAUUGGAGUGAAAACGAUAAAGUUUUUUGUGAUCUUUCUAUUGAUGAAGACGGAUAUUUGUCUUUAUUUCCUUUAUUUCUUGAAUUUAUACCAAACGAUUCGCCAAAACUUGAAUCUUUAUUGGACUUAAUUUACGAUCCAAAUGAAUUAUGGUCACCAUCUUUAUCAAAAUCCGAUGAAUUUUUUGGCACAAAUGAAAAUUAUUGGAGAGGUCCAGUUUGGAUAAACAUUAAUUAUUUAAUAUUAUCUUCUCUUUAUAAGAAUUAUGCAAAGAAUCCUGGACCUUAUCAAACUAAAGCUCAAACUAUAUAUAAAGAAUUAAGAAAUAAUAUUAUCAAUAAUGUAUUUAAAGAAUUUGAGAGAACUGGAUAUGUAUGGGAACAAUAUUCUUCUAUUGAUGGUAAAGGAUCAAGAAGUCAUCCUUUUACAGGCUGGACAGCAUUAGUUACUUUAAUUAUGGCAGAAAAAUAUUAA